Stylonychia lemnae is the source of this 579-nucleotide messenger RNA. The record is from the annotation of a GenBank genome assembly. NCBI's taxonomy places the organism in Eukaryota, Ciliophora, Spirotrichea, Sporadotrichida, Oxytrichidae.
AUGUCUCUACUGCCAUUCUGCAAGAAGGGGGUAGCUAGUAUUACCUUGUAAUUAGUUUUAGGUAUUGUUAGAGGAAUUGACAAUCUAGGAGAUAGAAUCAUCACAAAGACUUUGAAAGGUCAAGAUGGAAAUAAGUAUGGAAUGGUCAGAUAUAUUCAACUUGAAUUUAAUGGUUCUCCUUAAACUCUUAAAAUCGCCUAACAUCAAGCUUACAUGAAUACUGAAACGCUCUAAGUUUUCCAUCAUAAAAUAAAAGACUAGCAAUAUUUAAAGAGAACUCUAAAGAGACUUAAUACAGAGUUGUCACCACUCAAGGAUGAGGAGACUAAAGACGCUAAUCUAGUGAGAAAUAUGUGGACUUAAUAUGUGAGAAACUCUAACUUCCAAAGAUAUACAAAUGAUAAUGAGGUCAGAAGAGAGUAAGAGAACGUGCAUGCUUUCCUUAAGAAAAUGGAAGUUGGUGAAGAUCAUGAAGAUGCUCAAACUGUAGCUAAGGUUGCAACAGGUUAAAUGGAUAAAGAUGAUAUUAAAAUGAGAAACUAUUUGAUUAAGAGAUAUCAAAAGAAGAGAUAUUCUUGA